UGCGAAGCAAUUGUUUUUCACGAUUUUGCUGUGUUUAACGCGACACCGUGAGCAAUCCGAGUAAUCUUCGCGAACCCAGACCCAGACCGCGAGCGCACUAUGCCGGAUAUCGAGGAACCUUCAGUCAAGCCGGUGAGCGAUGAAAAAUUGUCUCCGAAACGGACGACCGAGCGUAGUGCGUCACCACCGCGGGAACGGUCACCGUCAGCGCACGAAAGCAGCGCGAGCCCGGAACCGAACCGGGUGAAAUCGGUUGUUAGGCGCCGUACCGACAGGAGGGAAGAUGGUGAAAUCAGUUCCGGCCGUGAUUCGCGUUCGCGAUCCGCCUCCCGGAGCGAUCGGAGAAGUGAGCGUCGCCGGGACCACAGAAGCCGGUCACGGCGUCAUCGACGGUCGCUAUCACGAUCCCGGUCCCGCUCCCGCUCGCGGUCACCGGAGCGUUCGCGUCGAUACUCCCGUAGGCACCGUAGAAGAGAACGCACACGAUCUCGGACACGAUCCCGCACGCGAUCCCGAACACGAUCCCGAUCGCGCUCCCGUCAAAGGGCGGAUCGGCGAGAGAAUGCCUCACGGAGCACCAAAGCCGGUGGGAAGGCGGAAGCGCUCGAUCGCAAAGAGGAAGGUGAUGAAGGGUUACUGCGCCACGAAAAGCCGGCCAUUCGGAAGACGGUCGAUCUGCUGACGUCGAAAACGGGUGGUGCGUACAUUCCGCCGGCGAAGCUGCGCAUGAUGCAGGCCGAAAUCACGGACAAAGCGUCGGCCGCGUACCAACGCAUCUCGUGGGAAGCGCUGAAGAAGUCCAUCCACGGGUUCAUCAACAAGGUGAACGUGGACAACAUUGGUGUCAUCACACGCGAGCUGCUGCGCGAGAACAUCAUCCGCGGCCGGGGGCUGCUCUGUCGAUCCAUCAUCCAAGCGCAGGCCGCCUCCCCGACGUUCACGCACGUGUACGCCGCGCUAGUGGCCAUCAUUAACUCCAAGUUUCCGAACAUUGGCGAGCUGCUGCUGAAGCGGUUGGUCAUACAGUUCAAGCGAGGCUUCCGGCGCAACGACAAGGCCAUAUGCCUGUCCGCUUCGCGCUUCGUGGCUCACCUGGUCAACCAGCGGGUGGCGCACGAAAUCCUGGCCCUCGAGAUUCUUACGCUGCUCGUAGAGAACCCGACGGACGACUCGGUUGAGGUGGCCAUUGCGUUCCUAAAGGAGGUGGGCCAAAAGCUGACGGAGGUGUCGGGAAAGGGAAUCAACGCGAUAUUCGAGAUGCUGAAGAACAUUCUGCACGAGGGCAAGCUGGACAAGCGCGUCCAGUAUAUGAUCGAGGUGGUGUUUCAGGUGCGCAAGGACGGAUUCAAGGACCACGUGGCCGUGAUCGAUGCACUCGAGUUGGUCGAGGAGGACGAUCAGUUCACACACCUGAUCAUGCUGGACGAGGCAACGGAUACGCAGGACAUUUUGAAUGUUUUCAAGGUGGACAACGAGUUUGAAGCGAACGAAACCAAGUACAAGGAGAUCAGCAAGGAAAUUCUGGGCAGCGACGCGGAAGAUGAUGGCGACGGAGACAGUGGGUCGUCGAGUGGCGACGGCGGAAGCGGCAGCGAUUCGGACGACGAGGACGGUGCCAGUGACUCGGACGACGACGGUCCGGCGGGUGCUGACGGUUCGCGCAAGCAGGACGCCAUUAUCGACAACACGGAAACGAAUCUGGUGGCCCUACGGCGCACCAUUUACCUCACGAUCCACUCCAGUCUGGACUAUGAAGAGUGUGCCCACAAGCUGAUGAAGAUGGAACUGAAGCCGGGCCAGGAGCAAGAGUUGUGCCACAUGUUUCUCGACUGCUGCGCCGAGCAGCGAACGUACGAGAAGUUUUACGGGCUACUGGCGCAACGGUUCUGCAUGAUCAACAAGAUGUACAUCGGGCCGUUCGAGCAGAUCUUUCACGACACGUACACCACGACGCACCGGCUCGACACGAACCGGCUGCGGAACGUAAGCAAGUUCUUUGCCCACCUGCUGUUUACCGAUUCCAUCGGCUGGGACUCGUUGGCGUGCAUCCGGCUGAACGAGGAGGACACGACCAGCUCGAGCCGUAUUUUCAUCAAGAUCCUGUUCCAAGAGCUGGCCGAGUACAUGGGACUGUACAAGCUGAGCACCCGACUGAAGGAUCCCACGCUGCAGGAACCGUUCGCGGGCCUUUUCCCGCGGGACAACCCGAGAAAUACGCGCUUCGCCAUCAACUUUUUCACCUCCAUCGGCCUCGGAGGGCUAACGGACGAGUUGCGAGAGUUUUUGAAAAGUGCCCCCAAGCAGGUGGCUGCACCGUUGCCGGCUCCUGCCGUUGCCGCUGCUUCAAAAGAUUCCGGCGACUCGGACUCCAGCUCUGACUCCUCCGACUCAUCAGAAUCUUCGGAAUCCUCUUCCGACGAUAGUAGCAGCACUAGCAGCAGCAGCAGCAGUAGUAGUAGCAGUGGCUCUGAUUCAGACGAACCGAGGCGCGAUCAACGCAAGCAACGACGAAAGAAGGAGAGCUCCAAAUCGAAAAAGGACGCACACAAAGCCCGCAAACAGAUGGCGACGACGGACAGAAAACGGGACAAGCGCACGAAGGACAAUAGCAGUGGAAAAAGAAAAAGAGAAAAUCCGGAAAAAGAGACGCGACUCGAAAGGCGCACGAACGACGACUACGAUCGUGGCCGCGAUGAUCGUCGACGCGACGAUCGUUACCGCGUCGAGGUGGCGCCAGACGUUGGACAGCGGGACCGCGAAGAAAACUAUCGAAAACGAUACCGCGAGGAUGGCCACGACGAGCGCCAACGUCAUGGUGGCCGUGAUCGUGAACGUGAUCGCUACCGCGAGCGAACCCCGGAACGGAACCGCGAUCGUCGUGAUCGACGCUAG
Messenger RNA from Anopheles bellator, 2892 nucleotides. RefSeq names its product pre-mRNA-splicing factor CWC22 homolog (gene ncm). NCBI's taxonomy places the organism in Eukaryota, Metazoa, Arthropoda, Insecta, Diptera, Culicidae. Gene Ontology annotation, molecular function: protein binding; RNA binding. The transcript has 2 exons. The record is from RefSeq and is a predicted model, not a curated record. Gene Ontology annotation, biological process: mRNA splicing, via spliceosome. Bases 100 to 2892 code for a protein of 930 amino acids. Gene Ontology annotation, cellular component: catalytic step 2 spliceosome.